Molecule: messenger RNA, 1794 nt
Organism: Suillus clintonianus
Lineage: Eukaryota; Fungi; Basidiomycota; Agaricomycetes; Boletales; Suillaceae
Exons: 6
Coding region: 76-1482 (468 amino acids)
Biological process (GO): protein O-linked glycosylation via mannose
Cellular component (GO): endoplasmic reticulum
Molecular function (GO): protein O-acetylglucosaminyltransferase activity
Source: RefSeq, a predicted model, not a curated record
GAAAGAAGAACUUAUAUUAUUUUUACCUUUCGGGGUUUGGGCGCGCUCAACUUGUUCCUGCCCCGCUCAAUACUCAUGCACAGUCUGUCGGCGCCAACACGAAGAGAGGCCGUCCUACUCAUCCUCGUAUUCGUUUCACUCUUAUGGUUCUCAAGAUCAGGCUAUGAUACGACCAGAGUCAGAUUCUGGAAUGACGAUAGGUCAGACGUGUCCAUUCCACGUCCUUCAGCACCUCUUGUGCCUCGGAGGGCCCGAAUAACGUGGUCAAACGGGCGUGUACCAAAUACUCGUGUAGUAUCUCAUGUUCCUGGAUGGACUAUUUUUGAUAACCUCUUUGUUUUGAACGGCACCGUUUUUGUCGUCACGGAUUUCCCAUCGAGUAUUCCUGAUCGUCUUACCAUCACUUCCACCGCCGUGGAAAUCAGCAAUGGCGAAGAGGCUGUAAAUACACGAACACCAGGGAACCGCGAGAUGCAAGUCGUUUCCACUGAUGAAGCUCAAAAAUUAUUCGGCUCCAGUGCUGAGUCGAUUGAUGGCGUAACAUGGCUCAUCAAUGAUCCUCCUCAAUUCAUCACCCACUAUUAUCACUGGUCGGCUGAACUCUUUUUCGGGUUCUGGCGGACGUAUUCGUCAUUGGACACUUCCAUAGACGAGAUGGGGAAAUCUACGCUUCCCGCUCUCCGCCGAAUAUUCUUUCCGCAUGCUGAUGCGGAUCAUUGGAGGGACUAUGCUCUGAUGAACCAAUGGGUCCUACGCAGCGCCUUCCCCUCUUUGACGGCAGAAUACAUAUAUGACUGGGAAGACCGAGCAGCCAUGGGCCGUCCAAUGAUGUUGGACCGCGUAAUCUUUACUGACCGAGCUGCCGCCAUGCAUGGCCAUCAUUUCUUGAGCACCGGGCGAACGGCAUCAGAGCCGUCCGCUUUACCUGGCAGUGCGCAUUGGUGGAGUACCAUUCGUGCGAACGUCAUCCGCGUUUGCGGGUUGGACUCGAAUGUAGUGGGUGAUAUGGCACAGACGCCUGUCAUCACGUACGUAUCACGUCAAGAGUGGGGCCGACGUAUGCUCAUACAGGAGGACCAUGAACGUCUUGUGGAGGAACUGUAUAAGCUUCGUGACCUGUAUGGGUACGAGGUGAACGUUGUUAGCAUGGAUAAGCUUUCCCGAGCCGAGCAGUUCACUCUCGCAGCACGAACCACAAUCAUGAUGGGUGUCCACGGCAACGGACUCACGUCGCUGGUUUGGAUGAGGCCGUCGCCUCGAGCUACGGUAAUGGAAUUUUUCUUCCCUGGAGGUUUUGCACAAGACUAUGAGUACACCACUCGUGCGCUUGGCAUGGUGCAUUACGGGUUCUGGGAUAACGAGUACUUUACGAGUCCUGGAACCCCGGAGAUGGCGUAUCCUGAAGGGUUCCAGGGAACGAACAUUCCUAUAGAUGGAGCUGUUGUGGCAAGAUUGUGUCAUGAGAGGCUUCUGCUCCAGUGAAUUUUUUCUCGCUGGAAUGGUCUUUUGAUGAAUUGGUGAUAGAAAAUAGAGCAAGUUGGAUUUGCUCGGACGUGGAUCAUGUUAGGCUGCUUUGUUAUACGACUGGGACUUUUGUAAAGAGUACUAGUACUUGGCGUAUUAAUAUUGUAAGGAGUCUUACUCCUUUAUGCCCCGAUUAACACUUGACACUUUCAAAUCUUCAAGUUUCGCUUACUUGUAUGUUACAAGCCCAGCCUUGACCACAUUGACGUUGUGUGACUGUCACUCGCCGGGUGACAAAGUCGGUCUGUCACACCUCCACUAUCUGAGACU